AUGGCUGCUGCAGAAGUAAUGGACGAUGUUGGAAGAACAAUUGAAGAAAAACCAAUGAGUGAAAAAAGAGAAAGAGGAGACGAGGCUGAAACAUUGACUCCAUGGGAGCAACACGCCAGCAUCAUAAGCAUCCCUCGGUUCGACUACACAGCUCCCUCUUCUCUGCUUCAUCAUUCUCAUUCCGGCUUCCUUAUCACCUGCACCAUCAAAAGGGAGAAAAGUGCUACAAAAGAGGUCAUGUCCAUCCUUGGAAAGGUAUUGCCCAUAGGUGAGGAGAAUGCUGAAGUUCUCAAAUCUUCUGAUGCAUCUAAAAGACAAAAGCUUUGUGGACUAGAGAUAGAAGACGGCGAAGGGAAGACAGUAACUCUAGACAAUCAUGUCUUGCCGGAAGCAGCUCAAAAUCCAGAUGUUGAGGAUUUCAAAUCGGCCAAAGAAAGUAUCAAUGAAGAACAUAAUUCUCUCAUGUCAUUGGUUAAGCUGACAAAGAGUGGCUUGCUUCUUUUUACCUUCCCUGUUGAAAACUCUCUCGAUGCAACAAAUAUUGUGUCAAGAAUCUUCCAGUUUAUGGAAUCUGGAUCUCUGAAGGCACCAAUCUGGUGCCAUCGGAUAUUCCCUGUCCAAGCUACUUGUGGUUUGACAGAGAAAGAACUCCGGGAAACAGUAUCAAAGCUUGUUCAGCGGUUUGUCGAUGAUAAACACAAUACACUCUCAAAGCCAGUGAAGUUUGCAGCUGGGUAUAACCGAAGAGGUGUGGAGGAGACAAAAGGAAAGAUUCAGAAAGAAGCAUCAGAGGUUCUGAAUCAAUGUCCUUUGCUGGACCGCAGCAAAUGCUUUGAAACUGUGGCGGCUGGAGUGAAAGACAUUGUACCAGAUUCAGUUGUGGAUCUCAAAUCUCCAGAGUUAUGUGUUCUGGUGGAACUCUUACCGCUCUCUAGAAUACCAAAUGGCUCCUACGUAGCUGCUGUUUCAGUGCUUCCACAUAGGCUCGUUAGCACAAAGCCGAAACUCGCCAUCAAGCCUCUAGUCCCUGAAACCAAACAGAAAAAGGGACAGAACUGA
Thlaspi arvense is the source of this 1059-nucleotide messenger RNA. The record is from the annotation of a GenBank genome assembly. NCBI's taxonomy places the organism in Eukaryota, Viridiplantae, Streptophyta, Magnoliopsida, Brassicales, Brassicaceae.